UGAAUCUUUCGCAAUUCGCUUCAGUUCGUCCAGCAGAGAAGCAACGCUCGUUCCGCGACGAUGUUCUUCACGCUGCAGUUUAUAUCUACUGUAUAUAGGCAGCUUUAGGCGGGUUAACACGCGAAAUUUUUUUCAAAAAUUUUCAAAACAUAACCUCAAAUACAUGACUCGAUACAUUUCACACGAAAAUAUGUAAAGUGGUGCGUCAGGUUUCCAAAGUUUGUGCUUGGCGGAAUUGUUUGACAGUUUUCCAAACGAAUCCUCGUGAAGCAAUCCGCAAGCUGCAUGUCGACCGAAACCUGCUUCGUCCAAAUGGAUUGAUCUUCUCUACUUCCGAAGAAAUUUUGUUUGGAUUGCGUCACAUUUAUUAUACAUGAAUGGUUGGAGAUUCGCCAGACAUCGUCGGAGAAGGAUCGAUUUCAGAUCUAGGAGAUCUAGAGGGAUGGUGGAAUAAUCAUGCGAUAGUGGUCUGGAGUUUCGCCUUUAUUGGCUGUUUCUUACUCAAUGUCAUACUUCUAAUGGCAUUCCUCGUACGUCCGUCGCUACGGACCAUUUCCAACAGGUUUGUCAUGAACCUAACCGUGUCAAACCUGUUGGUCUGUGCCAUCAUGAACCCCCUACUAAUAAUGGACGCUAUUUCAACGUCUUCCAACUCCUCCAUACUCGACUCUGCACCUGUACUGAAUAUUUGUUCAAUGUCAGAGGGAGCAAUGGCGGUAGUAACAACAUCUUCGGUCUUCUCGGUCCUGUUAAUCGCUGUGGAUCAAUACUUUGCCGUGAUGGAUCCUCUACGUUACCGUGCUCGUGUGGACAAACUGAAAUGCGGCAUUCUAAUCCUCUCCACCUGGAUGAUCUCCAUAGUUUUCGGCUUUCUCGCUUUCUUCAACUCAAAUCCUCAAAGUCUUUGGCUUUUCUGCAUCUCCAAAGAACAAAAUUCCGUAAGUUUCUCCACAGAAUCGACUCUCACAGUAUUGGAGAACAAAACCAAUAGCAACGAGCUCAAUACCAGUGCAAUUCCUGAAACAGUGGAAACUGUUAGUCUCAGUGACGACAUAGAUCUUAUAGAGAAUACUACUGUGAUCUUUGAUACGCUUAUAGACGAUACAAUCACUUAUGGCUUUAUUUAUGCCAUUGUUUAUACCAUAUUUGCUUAUUUCAUCCCAUUCAUUGCCGUCUGCUGGAUCUAUGUCACUAUUUACGUGGCUGCACAUAGAAAUUCGGAAAGAGCUAGAAGAAGUGGCUCUAGGCCUAUAUUAUCUUCAGCAAGCUUUAGCGAAGAGCAGAAUGGCCCUUUGAGGAACCAACGUCUUCAGGCGGAUACUGUAGAGGAUAUUAGAAAGUUACCUAAGAUAUCGAGUUUGUCUUCGAUUGACGAGACCAGCGAGACUAUGCAACCCACCGGUCAGUUGUCUAGAAGGCGAUCCUUUGCUUCUUCUAUAGAUAUGGAUGCAUCUUCUCCACCCGAAGAAGCGGAGGAUAAAAAGCCUUCUAGAAUUGUUUUUACGGUUGGUCCACAGAGAGUCGAAGUCUCUCAAUCUACAAAUGAAGAAAACUAUAUUAAUGAUAAUUUAAGCAAUUGUAAUUCGGUAAUGGAGAAAGAUGCCAGAGAGAGUAAGUGUCAGGAUUUGCAGAAGCAAGAUUUGCAAACUUCGGGAUACGAAGAGACGAAAGAAUCGUCUAGAGAUCUAAAAGAUCACAAACAGGUGAAUAAUUGGAUCUCAAGAAGUUUUAUCGACGAGAGCAGUGAUUCUGAGGAAGAAACUCGCUUUGAAUGCUUCGAUAAAAAAUUCUCACCUCUCUGUAACUAUUCUUCGAAUUUAUUCCAAGAAUCACUGCAAGUCUCUGAAAUUAUCAAAGAAGAAAAUAAUGAAAGCAAACAGAACGAUAUUAACAACGAUCGGAAAGAAGAACAUUUGGUGCAAGUAGAAGUCGAGUUGAAGAACCAAAUAUUGAGUCAAGGAGACUCUGAAUUAUCAGUGAAUUUUUCAGAAACGAGGCCCAACCGUAGGUUAUCGUCAUCCUUGAAUAAAGACGCUUCUCUAUCUCAUACAUAUGAAAACAGUAACAAGACUGAAAAGACUAACGGUAGCAGCGUUACAGAAUCGUCCUCGUGUUUGCUAGCACCAAUAGUGACAAUAACCCCAGCGCCAAGCAAGAACGACAACCUGCAUCGUGUUUCGAGCGUGAGGAGCACCUCGAGUUACAUACACUCUCUAAAGGACAGGAUAAGCAAUGGUUCUAUAUUUAGGCACAGAGAGGAGACGAGGGCGGCGCGAAUAAGUGCUCUGGUGAUCGUGAUGGGUCUGAUCUGCUGGUCGCCGUACGUGAUAUUACUGGUAAUGAAGAAUCUACCUCGAUCCACUGACCAACAUUUGCCCCAUAAAUACGACGUGUUGGCCUCCAGCCUCUUGAUCUUGGCCGCGUAUAUCAGCCCACUGUUGUUCGGCUAUAGAUCAAAAAGAGUGAAACGCGAGUUAAGAAGGUUCUUCUGCUUCAGGAGAGAAUUAUCUUAUAAGAACAAUAGAAGCUUAAUGGCUAAAAAGGUGUUGAGGAGGAGACACAGUAGUAAUCUCAGUCACUUUGAGAUGGAUCAUAAGUAUAAUAUAUUCAGUUGCAUGUAUGGGAAGAAUCGAUGGCCCAAGGAAAAGGUUCAAUUUGUCCAAGUACCAGACACGGCGCUAGCUGUGGAAACUUGCAGGAGUAGCUUCUCUAGCGGAGCCAGUACUCAGAUCUCCAGCACCUCGACGGAGGAAUGUUGAGAUCCGUGAUGUUCCUGACUUAAUCAUGUUCAUAGGCUUCUUUUUAUAUUGGAGAUGGUUUUUGUGGAGUACUUAAUGCGCAGUUAAUUGUGUGCAGGUGUUUCAGUUGGUUUUAGAUGAGAUGUUGAUAGGUUUUGAGUGAACAAGUAGAAUUGGUUAUAUUGAGUGAUUUGAAGAAACAAUCGAGUGAUUUAGAGAAAUAGAGCCACUAAUAUUUUAAUAAUAAUAAUAGGUUGGAAAAGAAAGAAAUCUUUAACUACAGAUUGUUCAUCUCUGGAGAAAGCUUGUGUUUUUAUCUAGUUUCUACAAUUUGAUAGAGAACUUUAAAAACAUUACCAGUUGAAUAUUUUCAAUACUUAAAAAUAUAUAUGUCAUUAAAAACACUAACUAUAUUAAAUUUUAAUAGUAUAGAGAUUAAGUUCUCAAGUAAGAGUCUGUAAUUAAGGAUUGCUCUUGAAGGAAAUUGAGACGUAUAGAGAUUUUAUUUCAAGACGGAUAUCUGUUUAGUUUUUUUUUUUAAAUAAACAAUGUUCUGUCUAUCUAUAUCCAAUUUUAAUACUUUGAAAGAAACACUCUUCAUAGAAAGAAAUCAUACUCACAUUGAAAAAUGAUUGAUUUAAUAGAACAUUGGUGCUAAUGAUAGAACAGUGGUUGUUGAUAUACUGUGCAGAAAUAACUUCAAUUUUUAAACAAGAUAUAAACUGCAGUCAUUACAACCAUUUGACUCAAAAUUAUAAAAAUAUAUUAUCUAAAACUAUAAAAAUUAUAAAAAUAUAUAUUCGACACUCUUUGUUGUAAAUGAAGUUUGAACCAGGUAAUGGUUAUAGUCUACAAUUUAUUACAAGAAAGAAAGAAAAACUGCAUUCAUACUUUGAUCAUCAGAGAAUAUUUUUCUAAAAAAAAGAUCGUAAAAUAAAUGUUAUUUUACUUAUAAUAACAAAUAUCUUCUUAGAUGUAUUUAACUCUUCAGAAAAUUUUUUUUUAGAGAAUAUUUUCCUUCGAUGAAAAGUAAAAUUAAAUGUAAAAUAUAAUUUAAAUUCAGAUCUAUGCAAAUGGCCAAAUAAUAGAGAAAUGUUUUUAACAUUGUAUCUACUUACCAAAUCUUUACAAUAGUAAAAUAUGCUUGUAAUUUCCCUAUGUGUUAACUAUAAAUAACUGUAAAUUAUUUCUGUACAUAAAUCAUGAAAGUUUAGUAAAAUAAUUAUAAGUUAUUUUGUAAGACAAUUAUAAAUGAAAACAAAAGAAGUGUAUUAUUCUAUUGAGAAAGGGAAAUUAAAUUAUACAGUCUUUCUAUAGAUGUAAUCAAUAUCAAUAAACAUUUCUUUUGAAAUUAGAAAAUAACUGGUGACAGGAAUAUUAGGAUGGAGUAUCUAUAAAUGAAUACAGAUCAUGCACAAUUAGUAUUUAGAAGAAUCAAUGUGAAAAUUCAGCAAAUGAAACCAAUGAGUAUACAUAAGUACACAUUAAAACAAUUAAGCGUGAAAAUGAUAUACAGUCAGUUACAAAAUUCUUGGUAUGCUCUAUAAAAAGACUAGUUUUUAUUAAAAUAAAACAUCUUCAUCACAUUCUUAUUUAUGAAUAUGAUUUACAUGAUUUAUAUUCACAUUUACAUUUUAUAGUUCUAUAUAUUCUCAUAUAUGGAAUAAAAAUACUUUAUUAAAUUAAUAAAAACAAAAUAUAUUUAAUAUAUCUUAAUAAUAUAUUAGAUUUAAAAAUGAUACUAUAUUAAAUAUACAUCUUUGUUAUUAGGGCGUGUGAGAACUUUUGUGACUGAUUGUACUUUUCUAAAAGUGAAAUGUUUGGGUAAAUCGAACAUAAUAAUUUAAUUCGGUGGAAAACAAACUGAAGAACCAUUCUGCAGUAUAACAAACAACUAAUUCCUAAUUCCUGUAGCCAGCCUAUAAAUAAUAAUAAGCUAGUUAUAAGAUAAAAAGUGCGAAUUAGUCAGCAUACACAGAAUCAUACUUGUCAGUCAUAUAUGAUUCCUUUAAUACACAGAGAUGAAUAUGUGUAAGACAUAACAUUAUGUUUGUUCCACUAAUUAUUCGUACUACUUUUUCAAUGAGAUGUCAAUAGUAUUAUCUAGGUAUGUAUAUACGUAUACAUACAUAUAUGUAAGGUAUUUAAUGUUUAUGUAACAUUGGAUUAUGUUAUUUAUAGGAGUAAAUUAAUAAUACUGUCAACGAGGCUGUACAGAAGAUAUAUAGAUCCUCAUGUUUGUUCAAGUGAUGAUAUCCACAUUUUACGUCAUGAUAUCUGUAAAAUAUCAGGAGUUAUAUGCGUUGUUCUGUUCACAAUCAUAAUUAUACAUAUGUAUAUAUAUAUAUAUAUAUAUAUAUAUAUCAUAUGUACAAUCUACAUAUAUAGCAGAGAUCAUAGCUAUUAACUAAAUAACACAAUAACUAAUUGAAACUUAUCACAUACUAUUAAUGAUACCUAAAAUAGUAUUGCAAAGAAAUCUAUAUUUUUAUUCAUUGAAUUUAUUAACCUGAAUCGGUUAACUAAUGAAAUUAAAAUUUAAAUCAUUCAGGAAUGGAGAAAUUGUUGAAAUUGAAUGUUUUAAUUACUAUAUAGAAAUCCGCAGAUACAUAGAAAGUUCUUGGCCAAUCAUAUUCUUACACAAAUUCAUAUUUUUAUGGUGGAAUUUAAAUAUGGGCAUUUAUUGCAUUCACUAAAUAUUAUUAUAGGUACUUUAUCUUGUAUGUUUUCUGUAUAUUGUUUUAUAAUAUAUUAUAUAAUAUAUUAUAACAUAUUAAGUUUAUUCUAUACAUUUCUGAAUUUUCCAAUUUUCUCUCUUUAAAUCUCAUUGCCAGUACAAUACUUGUGGUCUCUACUAUAUCUCAUAGCACAGAUCAUAUGAUUGAAUCGUUUCACAGACAUACAAUAACAAAGUUGUCAGGUGAAGUGUUGGUACACAAGACACUUUUUACAUCUCUUGUGUAUCCAAUGACACUUCACAUAAAACGUUCACUGUAACAUGUUUUGUUAUUACAGAACUAUUCAGUGAUGUACAAUAAGCAACACUUGAAUAAAUUAUAUAUGUGUUUAUUACCGAUAUAAACGAAGAUCACAUAGGAAAAAUAUGACAAAUUCAUUUUUGUUGAUAUCGUGAUUUUUAAAUUACGGACACUUAUGUCCAUGAUUCAUACUUUCGCAAAUUCGAUUUAGAAAAUGGAAUCUAGAUAGACAUUAGUUUUGACUUUUAAGUACUAUAAUUAUACUAUAUUUUGAAUAUUUUAUUUCUCUGUAUUUUGCAUUUUCAAAUUUCCUAUAAAUGCAUAAUUUGAAUGUCACUUAUAGAGUAACUAAAAAUACUUUUGCAGUCGAACUUCAGGAACCCGAAUUUCAAGGGAAAAGCUAAAAUCUUUGACCUAUGGAGACUAUGUCGAAUUUUAUUUUUCGCGAAAUUUAAGAGAAAUUUAACGAGCGAAAACGGUUUAAAAAUGUUUUGAUUAAUAUUUUUCGAAUUGUAGAGGCUCGAAGAAAAAGGAAUUCAUCUUUCAAAGAUGGACUAUCUAUUUGGAAUUUAGAAAAGUGAAUAGCAGUUUAACUUAUAUAGGUUGUAUUUGUGGGACGUGCGCAGGUGGAGCGAGGGCCAGGAGAGCAUGGUGAAUGCAGGUUGAUUAGGUUACGGUAUUUCAUUAUAAGAUGUAGAUACGUAUAUACCUGUUACUUCGAGGUGUAAUCAAAUUUUUAUUUAUAGAUCCCAUUUUUAUCUAUUUUAUGAAGGUUUUUAAGUUAAAGAAGUUCGAGGUAUCGAAGUUUGACUAUAUAAACAGUUCUAGGUAUAUAAUAUGUGUAGAGUGCAGACUUCUAUGCAAAUCAUAUUUUUAUGAAUUCAACCGAAGGAAUGGAAAUUAAAUAGAAAAUUGUUCUAUCCACUAAAUAUCAUGAUUAGCGCUUUACUUUGGAUGUAUUAUAUAUUUCUGCAUAUUUUGUCUAUUUUGUAUUGUAUUAUUUUCAUAUAAAUGCAUAAAUAUCCACAAGCUAAAUAUGGAUUUGUUUGGUAACAUGCGUUUGGUUAACAGCAUAUUGAAUUCAAAAUGAAAGCGUGACUUACUAUGUUUUUCCCUUGUGGUUUUCAAAUUUCGAAGUAUUUUCGCCAGUGAACGUGUACAUAUGUAAAUAUGUAAUAUACACACCUUCAACACACGCAACAAUAAUAUUUCAUGACAAGUUUUUUGAGCCUUGAAGUAAUCGAGGAUAGUUUCUCUGAACUAUUUUGUACAUUACAAAUAAAGGAUAAUUUUUUAUUUAUAUUAAAUAAUCUGUACAUAAAAGAAAUGAUUUGAUGAUGAAUCUUGGUAUAAGUAUAUUUGUUGUGUAUCGUGUGUUACACAGUUGGUGCGACGUGUGUGUUUUCGAAAUAUGUAUUUUUAUAUAUCUGUCGAGACGCGUAAAUACAUGUAUGUAUAUUCAAUAGGCUGUUUUUAAAAUACAGUGGAAAAUAAAAAUUA
This is a messenger RNA of Bombus huntii, 7216 nucleotides long. RefSeq lists its product as uncharacterized. Gene Ontology annotation, biological process: adenylate cyclase-activating adrenergic receptor signaling pathway; cell-cell signaling; phospholipase C-activating G protein-coupled receptor signaling pathway. Gene Ontology annotation, cellular component: membrane. The record is from RefSeq and is a predicted model, not a curated record. The coding region runs from base 378 to 2759 and encodes 793 amino acids. Gene Ontology annotation, molecular function: alpha1-adrenergic receptor activity. The transcript is spliced from 3 exons. Lineage: Eukaryota; Metazoa; Arthropoda; Insecta; Hymenoptera; Apidae.